Molecule: messenger RNA, 11586 nt
Organism: Cottoperca gobio
Lineage: Eukaryota; Metazoa; Chordata; Actinopteri; Perciformes; Bovichtidae
Product: protocadherin-16-like
Exons: 20
Coding region: 1-9849 (3282 amino acids)
Biological process (GO): homophilic cell-cell adhesion
Cellular component (GO): plasma membrane; cell-cell junction
Molecular function (GO): calcium ion binding
Source: RefSeq, a predicted model, not a curated record
AUGAAGACCGCUGCCAAGGGUUUUGGGAAGUCUGCAAUGGACCCUUCGCACCGUGAGGGUUGGUGGAACAGAAAGAUACUGCUAAUGGUGUAUGUUGCUUUGGAGCUUGUUACAGUCCAUUCCCCCGUGGUCCUGGGGACCCUUGAGCUACAGCUAGAUGAGGAACAGCCAGCAGGCACAAUUGUAGGUGACAUCAGUGCAGGACUUCCUCCUGGCAUCACAGCAUCCCUGUACUUUAUCUCAGACCAUGAGGGCACAGGUGUGGGUAGUGAUUUGGACAUAGAUGAGAGCACGGGCAUUAUUAAAACCGCCAAAGUUCUGGACAGGGAACUGAGGGAUAGAUACAACUUCAUUGCAGUCACCAUGACAGGUGUGACCGUGGAGGUGACCAUAAAUGUGAAUGAUAUUAAUGACCACGCACCGAAGUUCCCGAGAAAACGGGCCACGUUUAAAAUCCCCGAGCAGACAGCCAUCGGCACCAGGUUUCCUCUUGAGCCAGCCGUCGAUGCUGAUCAAGGCCAACUUACAACACAGGGUUACAUUAUCAAGGACGGAAAUGUUGGCCAGGCAUUCACCUUGGAGACAAGGAGGGGAAGCAAUGAGAUUCUCUAUCUGGACUUGGUGGUCAAUGCCAUUUUAGACACAGAGAAAAGAUCCACCUAUACCCUAUCUCUAGAGGCCUUUGAUGGUGGUUUCCCCAAAACAACUGAUCAGAUGACAUUAGAUAUUACUGUACAAGACAUAAAUGACAACGCUCCCGUUUUCAACCAGAGCCGCUACCAUGCCAUUAUAUCAGAGAACCUUCAACCAGGAAGCAACAUCCUGCAGGUGUUUGCCACAGACGCUGAUGAAGGAGACAAUGGGAUGGUGCUGUAUGAAAUCAACAGGAGACAAAGCGACCCGGACCGCUACUUUGUAAUUGACUCUCGCACCGGUGUCAUCACGCUCAACAAGCCGCUGGACUUCGAGAUGAGGAGAGUCCACGAGCUGGUAGUCCAGGCGCAAGACAACGCAACCCAGCCAGAGGUGACCAAUGCUUUCGUCACCAUCCACGUCAGAGACUACAACGACAACCAGCCCACCAUGACCAUCAUCUUUCUGAGUGAGGAUGGAUCUCCUAGAAUCUCAGAGGGUGCACUGCCAGGCCAGUAUGUAGCCAGGAUCUCAGUAACUGACCCAGACUAUGGAGAGUACGCCAAUGUCAAUGUGUCACUAGAGGGAGGAGAUGGAAAGUUUGCCCUGACCACUAAGGAUAGCAUCAUCUAUCUGAUCUGUGUGGACAAGAUUCUGGACCGGGAGGAGAGAGACACCUACGAGCUAAGGGUGAUGGCAACAGACUCAGGCACUCCUCCUCUCAGGGCUGAGUCCUCCUUUAUCAUCCAGGUGAUUGACAUCAAUGACAACCCUCCUUUGUUUGACCAACCAGUCUACAGGCAGGUGAUCCCUGAAGUGGUGUUUCCAGGGAGCUUUGUGCUACAGGUGACAGCUAGAGACAAAGACCAGGGGCCCAAUGGGGACAUUAACUAUCGCAUCCUGCGAGACCAAGAUGCUUACGCCAACUGGUUCAGUAUAGACUCUGUUACAGGGAUUAUCACCACUCUCUCCCAGCUGGAUUAUGAAAAGAACCCCAAUCCCAGUAUAACUGUGGUGGCCUCAGAUGGAGGGAAACCAUCCCUGUCUUCCACUGCUGUGGUAAACAUUGUGCUUCAGGAUAUAAAUGACAAUGAGCCAGUUUUUGAGAGAAACUUCUACAAUGUGUCCGUCAAGGAGAACACAGCUCCAGGGACCUGCAUUCUCGAGGUGACUGCAACCGAUGCAGACGGCGGCUCCUUUGGCUCCAUUACCUACUCCCUUGGCUCUGGCAUUAACAGCGUUGUUCCCUCUCAGUUCACCAUUGGCAAGGAGACUGGCCAGAUCUGCACUAGCGCUGCUCUAGACAGAGAUCAAGGGCCGGCCAGCUUCGACUUUACUGUUACUGCAGUGGAUGGGGGUGGACUGAGCUCAGUAGCCUAUGUGAAGGUAGAUCUGGUCGACAUUAAUGAUAACAGACCUGCCUUCUACCCAGUCAGCUAUGCUGUCAGUUUAAGCACGCAGAGCGCCCCUGGGACAUCUGUUGUCAGAGUGACGGCCUAUGACCCAGACUCAGGCGAGAAUGGCCGAAUUACAUACAAAACAGUACCUGGAGGGGCCUCCCCUUACUUUACUCUCAACAAAGACACAGGUGUGAUCUCUCUGUCUCGGUCUGUCUACGGGAAGACCAACUCUGUCAUUCCCAUGGUAAUUUCUGCUCAGGAUGGUGCUGGUCUAGUUGCCAGAGUCAAUGCCAGAGUCAACAUUAGCGUGGUGGCGGGGCUGGUGGCUCCACCUGUGUUUGAACAGCCUCAGUACUACUUUACUGUAUCAGAGGACGUCUUGCGGGGGACAGUUGUCGGCAUCGUCCAGGCCAGCAGUAAGACCGGCACCUCUAGAGAUAUCUCUUAUACCAUCAGCUCUGGGGACCCUGCAGGCUACUUUACAGUGGAUCCUGACACUGGGGCCAUAAGGACCAGUCUGUCCCUGGAUCAUGAAGCCCAGUCAGCUCUUGAUUUAGAGGUGCAGGCCCGCAGUGGCAACCCCCCUGCCUUUGGCCAGACCCGUGUCCACAUUACCAUCGCAGACAUCAACGAUAACCCACCUGUUUUUCUGCCCUCGUCCUCGGAGUCCCUGCUGCUUCCCGAGCAUACAGAAAUGGGCACAGUGGUGUAUCGCAUCCAAGCUGAGGACAGAGACUCUGGAGUCAAUGGACAACUCACCUUCGAUCUUAAUUCUCCAAGUGAAAUCCAGAGAACCUUCAGCAUAGAGCGCAGCAGUGGUGAGAUCCGAUUGGUAGGGAGCCUCAACUAUGAGAGUGCUCCCCGUUAUGACGUCCAGGUGAUUGCCAAGGAUAGUGGAGUACCCCAGCUUAGCACCAUCUUCAUGCUUGUGGUUCAUGUCCAGGCAGAGAACGACCAGGGACCUGUGUUUGAUACCCUCACCUACCGCGUGGAGCUAAAAGAAGGGACUCCGAUAAACACACGCUUCCUUCAGGUCAGGGCUCUGAACAGAGAAACCACCGGCUCAGGUUACUUCAGUCCUCUGGCGUAUCACCUGCGUCCAGAUGGAGAUGCCGCAGGGUUUGGCAUUGCUGCAGACAGUGGCUGGCUGUUUGUGAAGAGCGCCCUGGACAGAGAAGUCAAGGACAUGUAUCUUCUAACAGUGCUGGCCAGCCAGGGACAUGGACACUUGAAGAAGACGGGUAGUGCCACAGUGCGGAUAUCAGUGACUGAUGAGAAUGACAACUCUCCUCGCCUCACACAGGAGAGGGUCUUCAUGGCUAUGAGAGAAAACCUGCCAGCAGGAACAGGCUUUGGUCACCUGACGGCCUCAGACCGAGACAGCGGCUCUAACGGACGCCUCAGCUACCGCUUCCUGCACCCUGAUCGCCACUUCCAGAUAAACUCCCACACAGGUGAGAUCAGUACAAGGACUACUCUGGACAGAGAGCAGCAGUCCAGUUACCAGCUGGUGGUGGUGGUUCAAGACGGAGGUUCACCCCCUCGUAGCGCCACAGGCACAGCCUUCAUCACUGUGCUGGAUGAUAAUGAUAACGACCCCGCUUUUACGCACAGCCAGUCGGGCAAAAAUCUCAUCAUACAGGUGACAGAAGGUCAAUCCUCCGGGGUUUUACUGGGCACGCUGCAAGCCAAAGAUCCCGAUGAAGGAGAGAAUGGAACAGUAUUCUACUCUUUGUCAGGUCCCAGGGCUGAGCGUUUCUCUUUGAACCCAAACACUGGGGAGUUGCGUUCAUCAUCCCCUCUCAGCCACUCGGAACGGGCUGAGUACACCCUGACGGUGACAGCUACUGACAGAGGACUGCCCCCUCGCAGCACCUCCUGCUCCCUCACCAUUCAGGUUCUCAGCACUAACAUACCUACUGCUAAGACCAAUUCAUUAUCCAUAUCUUUCAACUCUGUGGAGGAGGCAAAGCCUGGAUCUGUUAUUGGCUCAGUCCGCAUUCGUGACAGAGAAACCCCAGAGGUAGGGGAGGUGACCUACACCGUGGUGGGGGGUACAGACCGAGAUGGCACAUUUGUCGUGGACCGUCUGACCGGAGACGUGUACCUGGCUCGUCCUCUUGACUAUGAACGAGAUGCACGCUACACCCUGCAGAUUGAGGUGGAUGACCUCUCUCAGGCCCUUCCUAGCAGCACCCUGGUCAACCUGGACAUUGACGUGGAGGACAGCAAUGAUCACGCCCCUCAGUUCCCAGAGGACCCCAUCACCAUCGUCAUCUCUGAGAACAUGGAGCCCGGCUCUUCUGUGUAUACUUUCCAGGCCACAGAUAAGGAUGGCAGCGGGCUCAACAGCGAUCUCAAGUACUCCAUUCUCCACCAGUGGCCAAGCAUCCCUAGCUUACUAACCCUCGACCCUUCCACUGGGGUUCUCUCCUUGGGCCAGGAGCUGGACCAUGAGGUCACCUCCAACCUGAUACUGGUUGUAAAGGCAACAGACUCUGCCCACGAUGCCAGCCAGAGGCGCUGGGGUUCUGUCACGGCAAGGGUGUAUGUAACGGAUGAGAACGACAAUCCACCUGUGUUCAGCUCCCCAACAGCUGUUAGUGUGAUGGAGGACCAGCCGGUGGGCUUUGUGGCUCUGUAUGUCAUGGCAAGAGAUGCAGACCAAGGGGAGAAUGGCAGAGUGACCUACAGCAUCCAGUCAGGCAACACUGGAGGAACAUUUAGCCUCAACCCUAACACUGGCUCUCUGUCUAUUUUCAAACCUCUGGACCGUGAGGAGCAGGACGUCUUUAACCUCACAAUAAACGCUGAGGAUCAUGGGAUACCCCAGCACUCGUCCAGCCAGCUGCUGUGUGUCCACGUGAUUGAUGUUAACGAUGAGGUGCCCUGGUUUGAGGAGAGCCAGUACAAAGCUCAGAUAUCUGAGAACCAGCCUCCAGGAACUAGUGUGUUGACAGUGUCCGCCUCUGAUCUGGACCAAGGAACCAAUGGACUGGUGACAUAUGGUGGUAUCUCAGAGGAGGGUUUCAGCAUCAACCCAGUGACAGGUCUAAUAACAACCACUAAAUCACUGGACAGGGAGCUCCAGGAGUACUACACCGUGACAGUCUAUGCAAAAGAUGAAGGCCUUCCCCCCAAUUAUGCCAAAGCCACAGUGAGGAUCAGAGUGCUUGAUGAGAACGAUAACGCCCCUUUCUUUGGACGUCUCUACUACAGCAUAGAGGUGCCUGAAAACCUGGAGGCAUUGCCUCUGUUUACCCUGAGAGCCACUGACCAGGAUACAGGAGAUAGUGGACAGAUGAACUAUAAAAUUACAGUUGGAGAUCCGCUGGGAGACUUCCGCUUGGACAGACAGUCAGGUGUGCUAUCGACUUCAAGGCCUCUGGAUCGGGAGAAUAGGGCCGGUUACACGCUAACAGUCACAGCUCAGGACCAGGGCCACCCUCCCCUCAGCAGCACUGCUACUGUGGAAGUGACUGUUAUGGACAUCAAUGAUCACAGCCCACAGUUUCAGAGUAGCAGCUACACUGCAGACGUCUCGGAAGAUGUUCCCAUUGGCUCGCUGGUCCUGGAGGUGAAAGCCGUUGAUCUGGACCAGGGCCCCAAUAGUCAGGUGCUUUACUUUCUGAGCAGUGGCUCCAGGAGCAUGUUCAUCAUUGACCAGAACACAGGCCGCAUUAUCACAGCAGCACCCCUAGACAGAGAGAGAACCGCCUCUUACACCUUUGAGGUGUGUGCCACUGACUCCUCCCCUGCCAACCCACGUAACUCCACUGUUCAGGUGACUGUCUACAUUCAGGAUGUGAACGACAAUGCACCCUUCUUCAUUCUGGACCCACUUAUUGUAAACAUCUCCACCAUCAGCAUGUCCAGCCGCCGAGUGCUGGCCACCAUGAGGGCGGAGGACAAGGACUUUGGGGCUAAUGGCUCUGUAUUUUAUCGUUUUGCCAACCCUGUGAGGGGCUUCACCAUCAACUCACUGACAGGAGACAUCCAGGCCACAGAGAAUCUGCAGACUCUGACCCAAAGCCAGAGGACUUUGAUAGUUCAGGCUAUGGACCAGGGCAACCCUGCUCAAUCCUCCCUGGGGGUGGUUAUCAUUUAUAUCAGGGAACAAAGCUACAAGGGAAUUCGCUUCUCUCGCACGGCUCGAGACGUCAGUCUGCAGGAAAACGCUGCUAAAGGCACAGUGGUAACACAGACUCAGGCCCAGUACCCCGAUGGCUCUAGAACUGGUAUCAGCUACAGUCUUUUCAGUGGAAACAGAAUGCAGUCUUUUGGAAUAAACACCAUUACUGCUGAGAUAUGGGUCCAGAGAUCUGAGGAACUAGACUUCGAGGAGACCCCGAAACUACGCCUUGUGGUGAAAGCCGAGACGGCAUCCUCCACCUCCUACAUGGCUGUCAACUUAAUCCUGCAGGACGUCAAUGACAACUUGCCCCGCUUCCAACUCCAGAACUAUGUAGCCUACAUUAGAGAAGCGCAGGGCUACAAUUUCCCCAUUAUUCAGGUUGCUGCAGAUGACCUGGAUCAGGGUCAAAAUGGUCAGGUGACCUACUCUAUCAGGUCAUCAUCAAUGAGCGGCUUGUUUAAGAUAGACCCACUGACCGGCAGCAUCACCACUGCAGCCAUAAUGGACAGAGAGAUCUGGACACAAACAAAGCUAGUUGUUACGGCAACAGACCGGGGAACCCCGCGGCUUGCUGGCUCUGCCACCCUCACUGUGAUCAUCAUCGACCUCAACGACAACAGCCCCAUGAUUCCUCUGCAUCAGGAGAUCCGGGUGCCUGAGGAUGCAAUGAUUGGCACAGUUAUCACCCAAGUAACAGGAAAUGACGUCGACUCUGGCCCGGCCCUCUCCUACACACUACACCUGGAUGCAAACAGCCAAGGCAUGUUUGGGAUUCAUUGUUAUGGAGGAGGGGUGUCUCUGACUGGCCUUCUGGAUUAUGAGGAAAGGACGUGGUACACUCUGACUGUCCGGUCAUCCGACUCUAAACAUCAGAGCGAAGCCAACCUCACUGUGCUGGUGGAUGAUGUGAACGAUAAUGCCCCCACUUUUACGCAAGAUUUGUAUCAGGUGACUGUAUCAGAGCACCUCCCAGCAGGCAGUGCAGUCAUCACAGUAACAGCCACUGACCGUGACUCCGGGGAGAACGGGAAGAUUACUUACAGAGUUAUGUCAUCAACUAGGGGUAUCUUCUACAUUGACCCAAGCAACGGUACUCUGUUUGUCAACCAAAAAACAGAGUUUGAUUUUAAGAAUCCCUCCAUCCUGGUGGUAAUUGAGGUGCGGGACCAGGGCACUCCAUCCCUUUCAUCUAUCGCCACUGUCCAGGUACAAGUGUCUGAUGUCAACGACAACGCCCCCAUCUUCCAUCAGUCAGAGUACAGAGCCACUGUGUGUGAAGAUGGGCUUCCUGGAUCAACUGUUCUGACCUUAGAAGCUGUGGACGGAGACUUGUCCAGGGACAACUGUGGUUUUGAUUUUGCCAUUGCCAGUGGGAACUCGGGUAAUACCUUCCAGAUUGAGAGCAGCGUGCACUUCUUGGAGGGGCAUGGCUUUCAGACAGUUGGCAGCCUGAUCUUGGUGGAGGAGCUGGACUUUGAAGCGGUGCCAAGUUAUAACCUGACUGUUGUGGUAUCCGAUCGUGGAGUCCCUCAGCGCAGCUCCAGCGUGCCUAUCCUCAUCAGUAUCACAGAUGCCAAUGACAACCCUCCAGCUUUCAGCCGAGCAGAGUACAGUGUAGUACUGAGUGAGGCUGCAGCAGCAGGGACAGAGAUCUUGCAUCUUUCUGCCACAGAUCCAGACUCUGCUCCCAAUGGAGAGGUGCAGUACUCCAUAUGCUCAGGGGACGAGACAGAACUUUUCCAGGUGGACCGGUGGACCGGAGCCUUGAGGCUGCAGAGACCUCUGGACAGCGAGAGACGGUGGUCCCAUGUGAUUGUUGUCCAGGCUACCGACGGUCAAGGGCACUAUGCUUUGGCCCCAGUCAGUAUUGAGGUGAAGGACAUCAACGAUAACCGGCCCUUCUUUCCUCUCAAACUAAUAACUGCGAGCAUCAGGGAAAACCAACCCCAGAAUGCCUUAGUCACCAUGCUGCAUGCAAUCGACCAUGACAGAGGUGUUUUUGGACAGUUGAGGUACUCCAUCUUAGACAACUCUAAAGAGGGAAGAGAGGCCUUCCUCAUGAACCAAACUUCGGGAGAAGUACGCACUCGCUCUACUUUUGACUUUGAGAAGGUAAACUCCUUCCAUUUUGUGGCUGUUGCUAUGGAUGCUGGCAACUAUUCUGCUACUGUAACAGUGCAGGUUUAUGUUACAGGGGAGGAUGAAUAUGAUCCUGUUUUCACCUCCUCAGAGUUCUCAUUUGAAGUGCCUGAGGGAGCAAAGAAAGGUCUGGUCAUUGGCAAAGUGCAAGCCAGAGAUGAGGACGGAGGCGUGGAUGGCGUUGUCCUCUACUCUCUAGCAGACAGUUCGCCUUAUUUUGAAGUUAAUAAAUCAACGGGGGCAAUUUCCUUAAAGAUGGACAGCUACAGUAGACAUGUGAGUCGAUCUAAAAGAGAGGUGCGUCUAGUGACCCUGGACGUGACUGCACACAGCCCUCUGGAGACGUCCCGUGUAGCUGUGGCCAAAGUUAGCGUAGAUGUGACCCAUACGUCUUUUGGGCUCACCACUGACAUGAAUAUGGUGCUUAUCAGCGUCAUUGCAAUUUCACUUGGGACCAUAGUCAUACUAAUAAUAAUUGCUGUGGCACUCUUUUUUGUUAAAUUUCGACGUCAGAAGAAGGAGCAAAAAGUGCAGGGACGAACAACAGCGUCAGGCACCAUGCUGCACAAGUUUGAGGAAACGAAGAUAGCAGCAAAUGAAAUGAUUUACCAUCAGGCCCUUCCAGGAUACACGCCGGAUCAAAGUGGCAGCAGUGGCGGUCCAUACACUCGUGGAGGAUCCCUGGAUCCCUCCCACUCUAGUGGGCGUGGCUCUGCGGAGGCGGAGGCAGCCGAGGAUGAUGAGAUCAGAAUGAUUAAUGAAUACCCUCGAGUGUCAAGUAUCUCCUCCUCCAUGCAGGAACGCAUCUCUGCCCGAGGUCCGGACUCUGGAAUCCAACAGGAUGCAGAUCAGCUGUCAGACGUGUCCUGCGAGCCUUCCAUAGAUUGGUUCAAAGGGAAGAAACUGGGCAGUCUGAAUGGUACUUUAUUAGCUGGCCAGGUGCCAGUCUACAGGGAUGAGGGGGGUGGGUAUGUGGGUAUGGGACGGGGACUCAGCAUCUCCCACCCUAAAGAUUACACUUUCCCAGAGGAUGGAAAGCCUGCUGUGGAUGGCUCCCUGACAGCCAUCGUGGCCAGUGAUGAGGAGCUGAGGGGCAGCUAUAACUGGGACUACCUGCUAAACUGGUGUCCCCAGUUCCAACCUUUAGCUAACGUUUUUACUGAAAUAGCACGUUUAAAGGAUGAAACGGCUCCUCCUCAUCCUCGCAGGUCAUUUCAUCACAAAGCAAAGGCAGAGUCAAGAAUCGACCCCCCGCCUCUUAUAACUUCUGUGGCCCACCCCGGGGCCAAAACUGUACCUCCGAAGCCUGCCGUAGGGAGGACCUUCCCCCACUUGGCUUCUUUACGAAGAUCCCCCAUCAGCGCAGAUGGAUCCAUCUCCUCAGUCGCCAUGUCUCCAAGUUUCUCCCCCUCUCUGUCACCACUGGCAGCACGUUCUCCUGCUAUCACGCCCUUCAGUGUCUCACAGGGCCCCUCUGCGUCAGUGAUCAGCACAACGGAACACCAUUUAGAGCACAUCGAGGAGGCAGAGCUGAGGAUUUAAAUUAAAACUGAGUCAUUGCUGUCCCAGACUUGUUCUACUGUAUGACCACAGGGGCUGCAAACCUGAAAUGAGUCAAUGAUAUUCUCUUUCUCAAGAGUACACAAGGAUACACUAAGAAGUCCAAAUAAGUGAAGUUGUGGUGCUUACUGAAGAAAAACUAAACUACAUGACUAACAGGCUAAAAUGGACUUUGCCUUUUUGUGUGUUUGUGUGAAAGAAACUCCUCAUUCUUCUGUUGAUCAGUGUUAAUUUGCACAUUCAAAUGGAGAUUCAUACAUGAUGUCAAUAUUUUGUACAAAAGCAUUGUCUAUAUUUUUAUAUUUACUUGUGGUUUCUGACAAGAAAUGGCAUUAAAGUGUCAAAACGUUGCUAAAACUUCAGAAUAUAUUUCUAUAUUUGUAUAUUUGUAGCUUGUACUGUAUACUUGUUUGUACUGUAUGUUGGUUUUAUCUUGUGUCAUUCUUAACCUUGUGGUUUUAAAUGAAGCUCUUCAUCAACGCUUUAUGAAUUGGGAUUUUUGUAACAGAUUAUUGUAAAUAUUUAUGGAGGAAGAGACAUCAUUGCUUGAACAAAUGAAACAUCAGUCAGAAUAGACUAUUGUGUGAUCAGAUUUUCUGCAGAUCCAGAGUUUGAUCUCACAUCAAAAGGUAAUCAUGAAUGUGAAAUGUUAUAAAAGGUGUCUUAGUCCUCAACACACAUCCCUUCAUUUCCUGCAAAGGCAAAUGUAACUUGACAUCCAGUGAUACCAUCCUUCAGGUGCCCUUGCUUUAAUUUCUCACAAUGAGCCUUACUGCUCUCAUUUUGCUUGUAAAAAUAACUCAUGUGAGGGAGAACAUUGAGCAGCUACGUGGUAAAUGUAAAAUAGUUUUCUCUAUCAGUAGCCUUAUCAUUACAGAGAAUGUAAGCAAGUCUUGGUCAUUUGUCUCAUCUAAUGUCCCUCAGUAAAAUAUUGAAGAAUAAUUACUUAAGCUCUAAAUCUAAAUGAAUUUGGAGCAGGUUAUCAUAAUUUUUUGUCCUAAAUCUUUGUAUACUAUAGUGAAUGUUAUGUUGGACCACAUUGUCCCCUUUUUCAAUAGCACUAUAAAGAAUACUAUACACAUUAAAAUUAAGUCUAACAAAUGUUAAAUAUGAUGAUGGAAGUUUGAAAAAAGUAGUUCUAUGAAUGUGCAAACACCACCAGAGAAUGUUUCCUAGUUUAUGACAAGAAGUGUAUGUCAUGCACAUGUUCAGCCAUAAUUCACGUAAUGCUUUUACACAGAUGCCUACACCGUCAAUACAUUCAUGAUCAUAAUUGUGUUUUUGGCAGCCUUUUACAAAAUAAUAUGAUGUGUACAUUAAUAACUAUGUAGAGCCCAAGUAUUUUGUUUGUCUUAACAUCCAGUUUUAGACCCUUGCUAACAUUAGCUUAAGCAACACUAGCAUUCUGCAGUAUUUUUUAUUUAUUUUAUAGGUAGACUUCGGAAGCUGAGAGGCUUGGUAAAUUAUUUACAACAAUGCUAUUUUGACCAUGGCCAAAUAUACAUGAACACUACCUAUUUGAUAGAAGGUACCUUGUUGUUUGUUUUGUUUUGUAUUGAACAGUGUUACCCGACCACUUACUUUUCAUAUUUGUCCAAAUUGUGCGUAUGAUGGUGCCAUAGAAGUGAAAUUCCUCCAAAUGUUCGCACAUAUUCUAGGCUCGACCAGAGAAAUGUUUUGAGCAAAAAGUGCCUGAUUAAAGUACUUAUGUGAACACAU